This is a messenger RNA of Eimeria mitis, 381 nucleotides long. RefSeq names its product 40S ribosomal protein S7, putative. Bases 1 to 381 code for a protein of 126 amino acids. The transcript has 3 exons. Gene Ontology annotation, molecular function: structural constituent of ribosome. Gene Ontology annotation, cellular component: 90S preribosome; cytosolic small ribosomal subunit; small-subunit processome. Gene Ontology annotation, biological process: ribosomal small subunit biogenesis; rRNA processing; translation. The record is from RefSeq and is a predicted model, not a curated record. NCBI's taxonomy places the organism in Eukaryota, Apicomplexa, Conoidasida, Eucoccidiorida, Eimeriidae.
AUGGCGUCUCGACAGCGGAUCGUAAAGGCGGACAACAGCCCCCCCACGGAGGUAGAGAAGGAGGUGGAUCGGUGCCUCGCAGACAUUGAGCGGAGCAUCGUGGGUCUGGAUUACAAGCGAAAGAACCUGAAGGUGAGGCCUCGAUCGAGGACCCUCACAAACGUACAGGACGCUAUGCUCGAUGAUAUCGUCGCCCCCUCAGAGGUCGUUGGCCGCAGGUGGCGUGUGCGUGCUGAUGGCUCUAAGCUGAUGAAGGUACACCUCGACCCUAAAGACAGAGCAAAAGACAACCUAGAGGAGAAGCUGUGGACGUUUGCUGCGGUGUAUAAACGCCUCACCAACAAAGAUGCAGCUUUCCUUUUCCCUGAUCAUGUUUAUUAA